Messenger RNA from Salvia miltiorrhiza (redroot sage), 3260 nucleotides. Its product is annotated as ABC transporter A family member 2. The coding region runs from base 137 to 3034 and encodes 965 amino acids. Gene Ontology annotation, biological process: transmembrane transport; lipid transport. The record is from RefSeq and is a predicted model, not a curated record. NCBI's taxonomy places the organism in Eukaryota, Viridiplantae, Streptophyta, Magnoliopsida, Lamiales, Lamiaceae. The transcript is spliced from 16 exons. Gene Ontology annotation, molecular function: ATP hydrolysis activity; lipid carrier activity; ATP binding. Gene Ontology annotation, cellular component: membrane; intracellular membrane-bounded organelle.
CCUAGCCUAAUCCAGGGGCAAAACAGUCAACAUGCUGAUAUUCCCCGCGCCUUUUCACCCUUCUGUUUCAUCAGCAUAUAAAUUCCUUCCAAAAUCACCGAAAUCAACAACCAGAAAAUCCCAAAACAUUCCAUAAAUGGAGCUUCAGAGAGGAUUUCCACUGCUGUGGCAGCAAUACAAAGCUCUGCUCUUCAAAAAUCUGCUGCUCUCAUGGAGGAACAAGCGCUCCACUUUCCUCCAGCUCUUCUCAUCGCUCUUCUUCAUCGCGCUCAUUUUCUUCAUCCAGGAAGCCAUCGAGGCGCGCUACGCCGCGUCCUCUUCCUUCAAAAACAAUGUCGAUCCGAAGCCGCUGGUGGCGCCACCGAUUGCGCCGUGCGAGGACAAGUACUACGCUAAGCUGCCGUGCUUUGACUUUGUGUGGAGUGGGAAUGACAGUGCGAGGAUUCGAGAGAUUGUGCGGAGGAUUAGAGUGAAUAAUCCUGGCAGGCCUAUUCCUGAAGACAAGGUUAAAGACUUCAGAACACCAGAUGAAACAGACGAUUGGCUUGCCAGCAAUCCCAUGCAGUGCUCUGGUGCUCUCCAUUUCAUAGACAGAAAUGCUACUGUAAUUAGCUACGGGAUACAGACUAAUUCUACUCCACUUGCUAAGCGAGGGAUUUUUGAAGAUCCAACAUUUAAAAUUCAAAUUCCUCUUCAACUUGCUGCAGAGCGGGAAAUUGCAAGAUAUCUAGUGGGAGAUGCUAGCUUUAGUUGGGUUGUCAGUAUAAAGGAAUUCGCCCACCCUGCACUUGAAAUAUUUUCUGCUGUGCAGAGCGCAGGACCGACCUUUUUCCUGGCCAUUGCCAUGUUUGCCUUUGUCUUCCAAAUUAGUGCUUUGAUAACGGAAAAAGAACUCAAACUUCGCCAGACUAUGACAAUGAUGGGCCUUUAUGAUACCGCAUAUUGGUUAUCAUGGCUCACAUGGGAGGGAAUACUCACCUUUAUUUCAUCCCUUCUAACAGUACUUUUUGGGAUGAUGUUCCAAUUUGAUUUCUUUUUGAACAACAAUUUUGCAGUUGUCUUCCUCUUGUUUUACCUUUUCCAAUUGAGUAUGGUUGGUUUCGCCUUUAUGCUUUCUGCCUUUAUUGGAAAGUCAUCUUCAUCCACAACUGUGGGCUACUUCAUCUUUAUUAUUGGUUUCUUGACUCAGCUUGUCACAACAUUUGGAUUUCCUUACAGCCAGAACUUCUCAAAGACCUACCAAACUGUGUGGUCAUUCUUCCCACCUAAUCUUUUUGCAGCAGGUUUGAACUUGCUUUCACAGGCUACCGAAACUCCUCAAGAUCCUGGUGUCAGCUGGAAAGGGAGGUUGAGAUGUGCACCUAAUGAUGUGGAAUGUGUCAUAACAAUCAAUGAUAUUUACAUAUGGCUUGUAUCAACUUCCUGUUUGUGGUUCGUUCUGGCCAUCUACUUGGACAAUAUAUUCCCAAAUGCAUCUGGUGUAAGAAAAUCAGUAUUCUACUUUCUAGUUCCAGGCUACUGGACUGGGAAAGGUGGAAACAAAUCAGAAGAGGGAAGCAUUUGCAGUUGUAUGAGCUCAGUUCCACCUUUGGAAAACAUUCAUCCGGAUGAUGAGGAUGUACAAGAAGAGGAAACCAUAGUGAAACAGCAAGCUGCAGGAGCCAAUGUUGACUCUAGCAUUGCAGUUCAAAUACGUGGUCUUGUGAAAAUUUAUGCUGGAGCAACAAAGAUUGGUUGCUUCAGGUGCAAGAGAACCUCCCCUUACCAUGCCCUCAAGGGCAUGUGGCUGAACUUCCCCAAGGAUCAGCUGUUUUGCCUUCUCGGACCUAAUGGAGCUGGGAAAACUACUGCCAUCAAUUGUUUAACUGGGAUUACACCAGUCACUAGUGGAGAUGCUUUAAUUUAUGGGAAUUCUAUACGGAACUCUACUGGGAUGUCGACCAUCCGGAGGAUGAUAGGAGUCUGUCCUCAGUUUGAUGUCUUGUGGGACGCACUAUCAGGUCUAGAGCACCUUUACUUGUUUGCCAGCAUCAAAGGUCUGACCCCUGCUUCGAUUAAAUCGGUUGUAGAGAACUUAUUAGCAGAAGUCAAACUUACUGAAUCAGCUAAAGUCAGAGCCGGUAGCUAUAGUGGGGGAAUGAGACGUCGGCUUAGUGUUGCUAUUGCCCUAAUUGGUGAACCGAAGUUGGUUAUUAUGGAUGAACCGACUACAGGAAUGGAUCCAAUAACUAGGAGGCAUGUCUGGGAUGUCAUUGAAGGAGCUAAAAGGGGACGUGCGAUUAUUCUAACAACUCAUUCAAUGGAAGAGGCAGAUAUCUUAGGUGAUCGAAUAGGAAUUAUGGCGAAAGGCAGGCUUCGCUGCAUUGGGACUUCGAUAAGGUUGAAGUCACGGUUUGGAACGGGCUUUAUUGCCAACAUAAGCUUUGUGGAGGAUGUUAGUAGUCCUCCAAACCAGGGAGAUACUCACAGUAAUUCUCAACAUGUAGCUGUGAAAGAGUUCUUCAAAUCUCAUUUGGAUGUUACACCUAAAGAGGAGAGCAAAUCUUUCUUGACCUUUGUUAUCCCCCAUGAAAAGGAGAAACUAUUGAAGAAUUUCUUCACCGAGCUCCAGGAGAGAGAGAAAGAGUUCGGCAUAGCUGAUAUCCAACUUGGGCUGACAACUCUCGAAGAAGUAUUUCUGAAUAUAGCAAAACAGGCAGAGCUGGAAACUGCUGCAGCUGAGGGCACCUAUGCCACUCUCAUGCUAAACUCCGGGGUGUCUCUUCAAGUUCCGGUAGGAGCAAGGUUCAUCGGUAUUCCAGGAACAGAAUCGACAGAGAAUCCUAGGGGCAUAAUGGUACAAGUGUACUGGCAGCAAGAUGAUUCUGGAUCACUCUGCAUCUCUGGUUACUCCGAGGAGAUGCCUAUACCGUCUCACGUGCAGCUCCAUACUGCUUCUUCCGCAUCUCACACGAAUACUUCUGGAAGACGAAGGCAAAUUCAUGGAAUCGUGAUAGAUCCUUCACAGAUUACUGACUCAGAUUUGCGCUCUUGACUCGUGUAAAUGCCAGUCUUUGUUAUGAUCUCUUAGAAAAUUUAAGUACAUAGACAUGGUUUUCUUGCGUAGUUUUGUGUCAUGUCCACAUUUGUGAGCUCUAGUUCAGAAACUCUCCUUUUGUUUUUCUUCUAUUUUUUUAGUGAAAAGAGAGAGAACAUCAUUGUCAGUAUACUUGUAUAAUAAUUGUGAAAAAUAUAUUAUACACGCAGCAUUUGUUUUGGCA